Saccostrea cuccullata (small rock oyster) is the source of this 993-nucleotide messenger RNA. RefSeq lists its product as uncharacterized. The coding region runs from base 284 to 769 and encodes 161 amino acids. The transcript has a single exon. The record is from RefSeq and is a predicted model, not a curated record. NCBI's taxonomy places the organism in Eukaryota, Metazoa, Mollusca, Bivalvia, Ostreida, Ostreidae.
AGAGUUUCAAAUAUUUGUUUUUUAUAUUCAAGCGAGAGAAGAUACUGUGUAAACAUUGAUAAAAUUCUGUGCAAUCCUUACAUCAGAAAACUGACGCAAUAAUAGACAGAUAUGUUUCUAUAUAUCGACCUGUAUAAAAAGGAACCGACAGUCUCUCUAGACCAGAUAACCUAAUAGCUGUGAAAAGAAAACCAUUCAGUGGAGUUUGAGAUACUGAGAGAAGGAAACAAUUUUUAUAUAGUAUUUAUUUUUAAAUUGUGUUCCAGAGAAACAUUAAUUAACUAUGUGGGGAUUUUCUUCGUUUGGUUCUCCUUUAACGAACAAUUCCUUGUUCGGACACAGGAAAAACUGGAAAAACAAAACAGUGUUCACGGAUGAAUGGGAAAAAAUGAUUGAAAAGGGCUCCUCUCCGAAAGAAAUCUGGGAGUCUCGGUACGAGGAAGUGAAUAAAAUAAACCAAGACUUCUCUCGGAAGUUUGACGUAAAAACAGAGCGCGGGAAGGAGUCCUUUUCUCCUGACAUGAACGCCGCAGUGGAGCAGACGACACUAAUUUUCGGUAAAGGGUACGUGCAAGAAAUGCAGAUCCGCUGGGAAAAAUUCCAGGAAACGGGCAAACCCAGCACGGAAUUCUGGUCGGACGAGAAGGCAGCUUUUGAGAAAAACCGCCGAAUGUGGCGUUGGGGUCAUCACACGCAUCACAGAGAAAGGUGCUGCUUGAAAAAGAAAGAGAAGGAGGAGUCCGCCAUGUUUAAAGAGUUUGACUUCUAGAGAUGACGGUGAGAGAUUUUCAGUUAAGGCAUGCAAGUCUUAGUCGGUGCUAGCAUUUUUAUUAUGAAUAUUACAUGUAUUUAUUUUUGAUUGAACAAGAUAUACUUGUAUGCGUAUUUGUUUAUAUGUGUGUGUAUAAACAUGUAUGACAGAAUUAGCCUAUAUUUUUGUAUUCAGUUUAUGUUUUUGUACAUAUUGUUUAUCAGUGUAAAUAUAAUUUGUGA